Hibiscus syriacus is the source of this 1128-nucleotide messenger RNA. Its product is annotated as NDR1/HIN1-like protein 13. The coding region runs from base 66 to 842 and encodes 258 amino acids. The record is from RefSeq and is a predicted model, not a curated record. NCBI's taxonomy places the organism in Eukaryota, Viridiplantae, Streptophyta, Magnoliopsida, Malvales, Malvaceae. The transcript is spliced from 2 exons. Gene Ontology annotation, cellular component: plasma membrane.
AACUAUUGUCACUUUGAAGUUUAAAUAGCAGAAGAAAUCAACAACUUUUUCAGUUCUCUCCCACCAUGGCAGACAAGGUUUACCCUUCAUCGAAACAAGCCACAAAUGGCACCGCACCCGCCGCCGCCACUGCAACGAAUCCUUCGUUUCCCGCCACUAAAGCACAACUCUACGGAGCCUCCCGCCCUCCCUACAGUCCACAACCAAAUCGCCAUCGCUACCGCCGCUCCUGCUGUUGUUCUUGCUGCAUCUGGACCACCACAGCUAUCCUCGUCCUCGUCCUCCUAGCCGCCAUAGUUGGUGCUAUCUUAUACGUCCUUUACCGCCCUCACCGUCCCACUUUCACAGUUUCCUCCCUCAAAGUCUCAACCCUUAAUAUAACCUCAGCUUCCCACCUGAUCACCAACAUCAACCUCAACGUUGAAGCCAAAAACCCUAACAAGAAACUCGUAUACAUUUACGAUCCCACCGCCAUAUCUAUUACCACAAACGACGACAUCGAUAUUGGGGAUGGAUCUUUCGGUUCUUUCGUGCAAGGGACUAAAAACACUACCCUUUUGAAAGCUGCCAUAACUAGUAGCAAGCAAGCGCUCGAUGACACGUCGGCUGGCAAUUUAAAUACCGCUUUGAAGAACAAGAACGGGAUGCCAUUGAAGAUAAAGCUCGAUACUAAAGUGAAAGCAAAGAUGGGAGCAUUGAAGACACCAAAGCUUCGGAUUAGGGUAACCUGUGAAGGGAUUAAAGUCACUGUUCCGAAGGGGAAAACAGAAACCACGGCUUCAGCUUCUAAUGCGAAGUGUAAGGUUGAUCUGAAGCUCAAGAUCUGGAAAUGGACUUUCUGAUCGAUGUGAAUUUGAGAAACACAAGGAAUGGACAAGAACAGGUUUGAUGUUUAUUUUAUUUUCUGUCUGCUUUUUACCUUUUAUUAAGCUUUGAGUUAUUUUUUUUUGGGAUGAUACUGUUUUGUGCAAAUUAGAUGAUUGUAUAGGAUAUAGAAAAUUGUAACAUAUACACUCUCUUCUUCUUUUUUAAUAUUUUUUUGGCUUUUCCAUUUCGUUACUAGUCCUUGUUCAUUAGUGUACAAUUUCUCUUUCCAAUAGUGUAAAUAAAGCCUAUCUUUUUACACAA